UCUGUACAAACGAGACCGCAAACUCUAAUCAGAUUUCACUUUUCUGAGCUGCAGAAUCUGCUCCUGUAUUCCGUUUUUUUAGUUUCGGAUUUGGACUCCACCGCAGGGCACGGUUAGAUCCAACAUCUGCUAACAGACAGAAAAACAACAACGUUUUAACAGCUAUCUAGCACUAGUUAAGUUUUUCAGAGACGCGCUUUAUUUACUUGUUUAUUUAAACCGGCGCAAUGCCUUUUAAAAAGACGUAUAUUAGUGUAGGCUACGCGUGUGUGGGUAUACUUGUCGGGUUUUCAGCUUUUCUGGUGUGGAACAUCUCAUAUAAACAACCGUGGACCGCCGCCAUGGGCGGAUUAUCAGGUGUUUUAGCACUUUGGAGCUUGGUCACCCACAUUAUGUACCUGCAGGACUACUGGAGAACAUGGCUAAAGGGACUAAAGUUCUUCAUGGUUAUGGGCGUGUUCUUCUCAGUGCUUUCUAUCAUCGCUUUUAUCACCUUCCUUUGUGUUGCCAUCUCUCGAAAAGAAUCACUCCUGAACCCUAACAGCUUGUACCUGUCAUGUGUUUGGAGCUUCAUGAGUUUGAAGUGGGCAUCUUUGUUAGCUUUGUAUUCUCGUCUAUACCACAAAGAAUUUGCUGACAUUGCCAUCCUCAGUGACUUCUAAAAGAAUGGACUCGCCUACACAGUGAUACAAUGACACAAAUUCAAACACUCUAGUAGAUAAAUACACAUACCUAUUCAGUCGAGAAGGAAAUGCCAACUGGUUACAAGGUGUAAUAAUUAUACAAAUGAGAGGAGAUGAUUGAAGGUGAAGAGACAGGACUGAGUUUACUGAGACUCUCAGUGAACUGCCUGAAAAGACACGACUGAAAGAAAGGUGGUAGCAUCGGACAUGGCAUUCUCCACUCUUUUUACUAGGAGAGCUGAGUGGAUGAAAAAUAAAGGGCAGUCUUUUAUGGUCACCUAGUGCACAUUGUGUAAGUUACUUCUAAGCAGUGCUAUUAGGUGCGUAAUUAUAGUUUUAUGUAAUUGUAUGUUCAGCUUUGGCAUUUCCAGGUCUUUUCCAGUUGUCUUGUGUCUAAAAAUGGACAUUUUUACUUUUUGUAAAAGAGGCUCUUAAGGUUUUAGUGAACAUCUCAUUGCAUAAGGGACUAUAAACAGCAUAAUGGCUUUGUAAGAGUGCUUAUUCUCUAUCCGGUAUUCUUUUAUGUACAGUGGAAAGCAAAACUGACCAGAACAAAAUCUGAAGCUAUAAGAAAAUUUUGUUCACUUGUGUUUGAGUUGAAAUAUUAGUAAAAAGAAAUUUAAAAGGACACUAGUUCAAAUUUUUCAUCUCGCUUUUUAAAUAAAAUGUAUUUAAUAAUAACUUAUUUUUAAAUGUUUGUUAUUAUAACUCCUUUUUAAUUGAUUCCUGUAUCCUUUGAGCAGCCUUUGGAUACUCAGUGUGUCAGGAAAGUAACCUGGACUUUGUCAGAAUUGUGAUGUCCAUGCUAAUCUGCAGUAGCCUGUCUGAUCCAGGCCCAUGCACACAUGGAGGAAAAUGUGUGGUGUGAAGAUGUGGGGGGAAUCUGCUUGGUUGCCCAGCCAUGCUCUGAUUUAUACUUUUUGUAUUGAAAAUAUAUCAUAUCAUGGGAAUAAUACAAUAAUAUUUCUGUUCAAUUUAUGCCAGAACCUGAUAUUGUAUAGUUAGAAAAUAAGCUGCCUACUUUAAAUCAGGUUUCGAUCAUGAAGGUCCGUAAAACUUCUUUUAGUUAUUAAAAUGUUACUCUAUAAUUUGGAUGGAUGUUUAAUUUAAGAUCGACCCACACUUUAUUUCUAUCCUUUCUAAGUUGUUUUUGUUUGUAGAUAAAUGUAAAAUAAAUAAGUUUAAUUAUUUAAUAUCAAUGGUGAAUGCAAACACCUUCCUGUGUUUGUGUGCAUUUGGGCCUUUGUCCUCAUUCUACAGAUUGUAUGUGUGGCUUUAACUCUCUUCAUUUUAUUCAAGAAUUAGUGAUACAGUGAUGUAUUUUCUGUUGAUGAAGAUUGAUUGCACUUUAUUGGUUAAAUCUGAGUCUGAGAAUCAGUGGUGAAUAGUAGAUGUUGAGUGUAGAUAAGAGCAGAGGGCUUCUUCUCUUUGUUAAAUGCAUCAGUUCUUGUGGUGCUUUUAAAAUUGUUGCUAUUUCAUAUGACGACAUUAUGUAAAAAUAUCAGAGGGUUCAAUCUAUCUUGUGUUAGUGACAGUCCACUCAUGUUUGCAUCUUUUUUAUGUUUUCAUUUACACAGAAGUAAAUGUUAAUAGGAAUGUUUUAUUUCAUGUAACCAUAUGAAUGAUUGUAUGUGUAUGUAAUUGUGUAGACACCACAUUAAUAAAAUACAC
Molecule: messenger RNA, 2354 nt
Organism: Trichomycterus rosablanca
Lineage: Eukaryota; Metazoa; Chordata; Actinopteri; Siluriformes; Trichomycteridae
Gene: slc48a1b
Product: solute carrier family 48 member 1b
Exons: 3
Coding region: 228-662 (144 amino acids)
Biological process (GO): heme transport
Cellular component (GO): lysosomal membrane; plasma membrane
Molecular function (GO): heme binding; heme transmembrane transporter activity
Source: RefSeq, a predicted model, not a curated record